Molecule: messenger RNA, 960 nt
Organism: Drosophila kikkawai
Lineage: Eukaryota; Metazoa; Arthropoda; Insecta; Diptera; Drosophilidae
Product: very long chain fatty acid elongase F
Biological process (GO): fatty acid elongation, saturated fatty acid; sphingolipid biosynthetic process; fatty acid elongation, polyunsaturated fatty acid
Cellular component (GO): endoplasmic reticulum membrane
Molecular function (GO): fatty acid elongase activity
Source: RefSeq, a predicted model, not a curated record
UGGUCGCGGUACGGCUCGCAUUUAGAAGUGCGGCAGCGCUGAGGAGCGACACAACGGAAGAUCCCCCUGGAGCUGAGAGACCAAAGGCACCAAGGAAACCCAAGGAAAGGAGCAACAUGGAGGCGGCAACAAGUGCUAGCCGAGUGCCCGCGGUGGUGCAUCCCGCUCUGAUGUCAGAUCCCUGGUUCAUGGUCGCCGUGCUGGGGGUCUAUCUGUACUUUGUCACCGUUGCGGGUCCACAGUUUAUGGAAUUUCGAAAGGCAUACAAGCUCAAGAAACUGAUAAUGGCGCACAAUUUGAUCCAGGUGGUGUCCUGUCUAUAUGUCCUCAAUGAGGUGUUCUUCAUCACAGACUACGCAGUGCAGUACUUCUGGGAGUGCAGGGAUUUCGGCAAGAGUCCAGAGCACGUGCGGCGCCACUUCGAGCUGGCCCACUUUCUCUUCUGGCUGAAGCUCUCCGAGCUAGUAGAGACCGUGAUUUUUGUUCUGCGCAAGAAGCAAAAUCAGGUCUCCAAGCUGCACAUCUUCCAUCACUUCUCCACGGUGACCCUGGUGUACAUGAUGAUGCACUUCAAUGAGAACGGCACAGCUGCCUACUUCUGCGUCUUCCUCAACUCGAUUGUCCACAUCUGCAUGUAUUCCUAUUACUUCGUGGCGGCGGUGGCCGACAAGGACUUCGUUCGGACCCUGACACCCGUCAAGAAGGCCAUCACGGUGAUGCAGAUGACACAGUUCGCAUUCAUCCUAAUCCAGGUGGUAUUCCAGCUGGUGCUGUGCGGCAUUCCGCGCUUCGUGCUGUACUACUACACCGCCGUCAUCACGGCCAUGUUCUACGGCUUCUACGACUUCUUCACGACCUCCUACCAGAGCAAGAAGCGCCACAAGAGUCUAGCGACGCCCAACUGAGCCCUCAAUUGGGCACAAUCUCAAAAUAAAGGCAAACGAGCCACCAACAAGUGUG